GGCCGCGAGCCCCCCGCGCGCCGCUUCAGAACCGCGCUCGUUCGCUCGCGCGCGCCCGCCCUCACUGCGCGCGCUCCGCCGCCCGACGACGCGGGAGCCGCACGCGCCGGACUAGGCUCGCUGCGCUCCCUGCCGCCCUGCGCCUGCGGGCUAAGGCGGCGUCCUCGGUUCUCGGUCCGGAGACGGUCAGGCAGCCAAAUCUGUAGUCCGAGAGCGGCGGCGGCGGCGGCAGCAGCGUUGAGAAAUAUGAAGAACGAAAUUGCUGCUGUAGUCUUCUUUUUCACAAGGCUAGUUCGAAAACAUGAUAAGUUGAAAAAAGAAGCAGUUGAAAGGUUUGCUGAGAAAUUGACUCUAAUACUUCAAGAAAAAUAUAAAAAUCACUGGUAUCCGGAAAAACCAUCAAAAGGACAGGCCUACAGAUGCAUUCGGGUCAAUAAGUUUCAGAGAGUUGAUCCUGAUGUCCUGAAAGCCUGUGAGAACAGCUGCAUCUUAUACAGUGACCUGGGCUUGCCAAAGGAACUUACUCUGUGGGUGGACCCCUGUGAGGUGUGCUGUCGGUAUGGAGAGAAAAACAAUGCAUUCAUCGUUGCCAGCUUUGAAAAUGAGGAGGAGAAUAAGGAUGAAAUUUCCAAGAAAGUUACCAGGGCCCUUGAUAAGGUUACCUCUGAUUAUCAUUCAGGAUCCUCUUCUUCAGAUGAAGAAACAAGUAAGGAAGUAGAAGUGAAACCCAAUUCGGUGACUGCGACCCCUAGCCCUGUGUACCAGAUUUCAGAACUGAUAUUCCCACCUCUUCCAAUGUGGCACCCUUUGCCCAGAAAAAAGCCAGGAGUGUACCGAGGAAAUGGUCAUCAAAAUCACUACCCUCCUCCUGUUCCAUUUGGUUAUCCAAAUCAGGGAAGGAAGAAUAAACCAUAUCGCCCAAUUCCAGUAACAUGGGUACCUCCUCCUGGAAUGCAUUGUGACCGGAAUCACUGGAUUAAUCCUCACAUGUUAGCACCCCACUAGCUGCUUUUGAUUCUGUUGGUGUCAUGUUGAGAGAAGGUAGAAUAAGCCUGACAUAUUAAAAAGUUCUUACUCAAAGUAGUAAAGUUAGAUGGGCCAAACCAUCAAACUUAUUUUUAUAGAGAAGUUAUUGAAAAUAAUCUUUCCUAAAAGAUAUAUAUGCACUUUAGAUAUAUUGAUAUAGUUUGAGAAACUUUAUUAAAGUUAGUCAAGUGCCUGAGUUUUUAAUAUUGGACUUGAGUAUUUAUAUAUUGUGCAUCGACUCUGUUGGAUAUGAGAACACUGUAGGAGUGGGCGAUAUGUUCUAGCACCUUUGAGCAUUUACUCUAUGGAGAGUAUGUAAGUUAUUUAUACACAAGGAAAUCUAUUUUAUGUCAUUGUUUAGAAUUGCGUGAAAUCAUGUAGUUGCAAAUAAAAAGUAGUUUGAGGCA
Phacochoerus africanus (Common warthog) is the source of this 1433-nucleotide messenger RNA. RefSeq names its product BTG anti-proliferation factor 3 (gene BTG3). Gene Ontology annotation, biological process: negative regulation of mitotic cell cycle; negative regulation of cell population proliferation. Bases 247 to 1005 code for a protein of 252 amino acids. The transcript has 5 exons. The record is from RefSeq and is a predicted model, not a curated record. NCBI's taxonomy places the organism in Eukaryota, Metazoa, Chordata, Mammalia, Artiodactyla, Suidae. Gene Ontology annotation, cellular component: nucleus; cytoplasm.